CUCAAUUGUCUUUUGUCUCUGGAGUACUUUAAGACUCUUCAACUGUCUCUAUCUAUCUUGUCUGUAUACAUCUGGAAGUGAAACAAGAGGCCAAACCAGAUUAAGAGUUGUGUCUGUUUUGUAGUUAGAGAGAGACACUGAAACACCAAACCUAGAAAUGCAGCUAAGAGACUCCAUUGAUAAGUCCAAAUUGUUAUUCCACAAAACUCUCAAAAAUCUCAAGUCCCUCUUCUUUGGAGGGUACCAAAAGCUACCAAGAUCAGUUUCUUUCAACCCCUUUUCAUGUGCCAAUUGUGGCCUAAAGAGUCAUCAGGCAGAUGGGUACUACACUGAGUUUUGCAAUGAGUGGGAGUGUGAUCUUGAGAAGGCAAUGAAGAGGAAGAAGAAGAAGAGCGGUCUCGUAGUUUCGAAAGAAGUUGUGCUUGAAGAAAAAGAGGAAGAGAAAGAUGAAUGCAAUGCAAAUUCUGCUGAACUUCCCAAGAGUCCAUUGAAGAAGAAAGAAGAGGUAAUUAAGGAAGAGAAAAACAAGAAAACUUCACUCUCAAGAAAACUAGAAAAACAAUUUGCAAAGAAGAACAUUGAAGGAGGCUAUGCACUUGCCAAAAAGAUGAAAGAAUUAGAAAUGAUGGAUGUAAAUGAUGUAGAACAUGUGUUAGAUGUGGAAGAAGCGCUUCAUUACUACAAUCGUCUUCGAAGUCCGGUUUAUCUUGACAUUGUCGAUCAGUUCUUCACUGAUAUGCAUAGAGAAUUCUCUGUUCCGCAGCCAUCUGCUAGCAUCAACAGUUCAAAGCGGAGACUCAGUUCGAUUAGGUUAUAAGUAGAUUACCAUAUUUCUGAGUUUUUACUGUGUGUAUAUGCUAUUGUUUCCUUGUUUUAAUAGUUCCUUAUUUUGCAAUAUGAGUCUGCAAAUUCAUCUUUCAAAAUAUUCUCCCUGGAUUUCUGUUCUUGAUCAUGUUUUGCCAAUGUGAGAUGCAUACAAUGUGUUCUAAAAA
Molecule: messenger RNA, 992 nt
Organism: Mercurialis annua (annual mercury)
Lineage: Eukaryota; Viridiplantae; Streptophyta; Magnoliopsida; Malpighiales; Euphorbiaceae
Exons: 1
Coding region: 158-817 (219 amino acids)
Source: RefSeq, a predicted model, not a curated record